AUGGAGAAGCAGACCCUGAAGGGGCCUGAGCUCAGCCUGGCGGGGAUUCCAGCCCAGCAGGACUGCAGCAUUCAAGAAAAAAUAGACUUAGAAAUUCGAAUGCGAGAAGGCAUAUGGAAGCUCCUUUCUCUGAGCACUCAGAAAGACCAGGUUUUACAGGCAGUUAAGAAUCUCAUGGUGUGCAACACUCGAAUAAUGGCUUACACAUCGGAGCUACAGAAAUUAGAAGAGCAGAUUGCAAAUAAAACUGGAAGAUGUGAUAUGAAUUCUGAAAGUAAAGAAAGAACAGCUUGCAAAGGAAAGGUUGCCAUAUCAGAUGUUCGAAUACCACUAAUGUGGAAAGACUCUGAUCACUUCAGCAGCAAAGAACGAUCACAGCGCUAUGCCAUUUUUUGUUUAUUCAAAAUGGGAGCUGAAGUUUUUGAUACUGACAUGGUGAUUGUGGAUAAAACAAUCACAGAUAUAUGUUUUGAAAAUGUAACAAUAUUUAAUGAAGCAGGACCAGACUUUCAGAUAAAGGUGGAAAUGUAUAGUUGCUGUACAGAAGAAUCUUCCAUAACCAAUACACCAAAAAAGCUAGCUAAGAAACUUAAGACAUCUAUAAGUAAAGCUACAGGAAAGAAAAUAAAUUCAGUGCUUCAGGAAGAGAAUCAUGAAACAUGUUUGUUCUUCAAUUCUACUACUGUUGGUGCAAAGUAUAAUUUGCUAGCUCAUACCACCCUAACCUUGGAAAGUGCUGAUGAUAGCUUCAAGACUCACAAUCUAUCUAUUAAUGGAAAUGAGGAGUCUUCAUUUUGGCUUCCCUUAUAUGGCAACAUGUGCUGCCGAUUAGUUGCCCAGCCAGCUUGUAUGGCUGAGGAUGCAUGUGCAGGAUUUCUUAAUCAGCAGCAAAUGGUGGAAGGUCUGAUUAGUUGGAGAAGGUUGUAUUGUGUUUUGAGAGGAGGUAAACUGUAUUGUUUUUAUAGUCCGGAAGAAAUUGAAGCUAAAAUGGAACCAACCUUGGUAGUGCCCAUUCAUAAGGAAACCAGAAUCCAUGUAAUGGAUAAAGAUGCCAAAAAAAGAAUCCAUAAUUUCUCUGUCAUCAACCCUGUUGCUGGACAAGCUCUAACUCAUGUUUUUGCAGUUGACUGUAGAGAAGAUCUUCAGAAAUGGAUGGAAGGCUUCUGGCAGCAUUUCUUUGAUCUUAGCCAAUGGAAGCACUGUUGUGAAGAACUUAUGAAAAUUGAGAUUAUGUCACCACGGAAACCACCUUUGUUCUUGACAAAAGAGGCAACCUCAGUCUACCAUGAUAUGAGUAUUGACUCGCCUAUGAAGCUUGAAAGUUUAACUGAUAUAAUACAAAAAAAAAUUGAAGAGAUGAAUGGACUGUUUCUUAUUGGUCAGGAUGAAGAAUCCUCCCCUCCUCCUUGGGCCUCAGUCUUUGAUGGUAAUCAUAAAAUGGUCAUCCAGAAAAAGGUAUUGUCCCCUACAAGUGAGCAAUUACAUGAUGGGAAAAGGAAAAAGAGACGAGCUCCCCUUCCUCCUUCCGAUAAACCUCCAUUCAGCUUAAAAACACAGAGCAACACAGAUCAAUUGGUUAAGGACAACUGGGGAGAAGCAAGUAUAUCUCAAACCUCGCCUUUGGAUACCAGACUAUCAAUCCUAAUGCAUCACUUACAGAAACCAAUCGCUGCUCCUCGAAAACUUCUUCCUGCCAGGAAAAAGACUUUAACUGAUGGUGCGCACACGGAUACUGAAACCAAUAUUGAAGCUAAGCCAGUGCCAGCUCCAAGGCAGAAAUCCAUCAGAGACAUUUUGGACCCUAGAUCAUGGUUACAGGCACAAGUAUAG
This is a messenger RNA of Marmota flaviventris (yellow-bellied marmot), 1830 nucleotides long. It is a transcript of the gene Rtkn2, whose product is annotated as rhotekin 2. NCBI's taxonomy places the organism in Eukaryota, Metazoa, Chordata, Mammalia, Rodentia, Sciuridae. Gene Ontology annotation, biological process: positive regulation of cell population proliferation; signal transduction; hemopoiesis. The record is from RefSeq and is a predicted model, not a curated record.